Actinia tenebrosa (Australian red waratah sea anemone) is the source of this 1988-nucleotide messenger RNA. RefSeq lists its product as uncharacterized. The record is from RefSeq and is a predicted model, not a curated record. Lineage: Eukaryota; Metazoa; Cnidaria; Anthozoa; Actiniaria; Actiniidae.
AAUGAAAUGUAUAGAAACAAACCCAUAUGCAACAACACGGUGUUUGUAAGCUCAUUCUAGUUUCUCAGGGCAAGACAAUUGUUUACAAGAAUGAUCUUUUUACUCAAAGACUAACUCUGCUCUUAGCCCCUUCCUGGCAAAUGUUCCUGACUAUAGAGAGCAUAUCAGUGAAAUUAUACCAGGUGUGACUUUCACUUCCUUCCUUACUUGGCUUGAAAAGAACGUCUAUAUAAGCACUUAUUAAGGACAGAGGACAGAUCAAUGUAUACACAGAGAUAUAAGUAAGUGUGCGAAGAUUUAAGGGAUCGGACCAUACGAGACAGUGUGACAACUGUUGGAAAUACACAACUACUGUAUCAAGGAAAGAUGCCUAACCUGAAGUAUGCAAUCGUUUGGUUGGUCUUUAUACUGGCGCAUAUGGAUCUGGAACUCAUCCAGUGUUCUUCCAUUCAAUUUGAAGUAUUAAGGUGUCCAUUAGCACGUCCUCGUGGCAAAUGUCCAGAAAAAAAAGGAUUAUUCUUGCAAGGAGGAUAAGGAUUGCGAAGCACAUUUUCCCGGUAAGGGAUUGAAAUGCUGUAUGGAUUGUAUUGGCGGAAAUAGAGGUUGUGUGACUCCUGUACGURUUGYUUCGGGYGUAGAAGUAAUCCCGUUAAAAGUAUUAAASCAAAUGAAGCUUCUCAACAAACUAGUUGCAGAGUGCCCCACCAGCCCUCCCUCGUGGCMGAAUCCUUCGGGACCAGACCAAGAAUGCCAAGACGAUGCCAGUUGUGAUGCGAAAUUCCCUGGACAAGGCCUGAAAUGMUGUAGUGAUGGGAACGAUUUUAGGUGCAUUCCUCCUGUCAUCGAGCACGAGUUUGUUGAAGGACCAGCGUUUUGCCCCAUACCUCCUCCUUCAAGACCAGRAGAAUGCAAUAAAUACUUUGAAGACAGAUGCCUCSASCACCUUUAYUYUUCAAUGCAUCCUGGAUCGAUUGAAUCGGUACUGUGUUGCAUCACAAAGUGUGGCAACUGGGUGUGGAUGAUAGACCAAUCUCUUGUAAAGGUGCCGCCCACUCCACCAUCUCUACGCAAUGGUACCUGCCCAAUCAUCUCUCCACCUAAAGAAUGUCAAGCACCACCAAAUCCUUAUAAAGCAUGUAAAGUAGACCAGGAUUGCCACAGAAAGUUGAACUAUUUAUUUGAACAAAAGAAUAUGAAUAGAUUAGUACUGAAAUGCUGUAAUGAUGGAUGUGGUCAUCGCAGAUGCAUCCCACCUAUAAUAMAAUGAAUGUCUAUUAUUUUCAAAUCAUGAAUGUAGAAUGCUAGACCGACUACUAUUUCAAACUGGGGUUUUGAUAUCAAUACCGUAAAAAUGGAAAAACAACUCGAAAUGUUUGCUUGGAAUCAAUACUAAUUCUUCGUUUGCAACCACGUGGUUAUUGCUGGUGCCAGGAUAUUUUUCGAUUCCAAUCAAAAAACAAUCCUAAUGACCAUGCAGAGCCACCAAUAAUAUAACUUUGAGCUAAAAAUUGGAGCAUUAGAGCCUUUCUGAAACGAGCUAUGGUCGAAUGAAGUUUCCGAUUUUAUAGUGUAAAUAUAUGGCGAAAACUCGCUGGUGGACUAAUUUGGUCCACCAGCAAUGGAGGCCAAAUUUAGAAAAAUAUUUCACGCGCAGGCAACAAUAUCCAACUCACUUUAGACAUACAUAAAUCGAACUUAAGACAUUUAAAACAAUAAAAAUAUUUCAUUUAGCGAUUUCUUUUUCAUUUUUAUGACUUUUCAGACCCGUAAGAAGUGUAAGGUCAGAAUUACAUGAAGAAAAUCAAAUUUGCACAACUAGGAAAGAAAACGAUGAAAAGAUCUGAAAUUUUGUACACUUAGUCACAUCAUAGUUCUCUAAAACAUAUCRAAGAAUCGAAUUUAUAGCAYUCAUAAUUAAUUUUAAGUUGUUAUUUUHUUGCUCUAUGACGUCACGUGCAAACGAAGAAUAAAGAGUAAUUAAAAACACC